UCUUAACACAAAGCAGCGUCAUCGAGACUUUCGCGAAAGAUGAACUUCAUUGAUUUGAGCCCAGGUGAUUUUUCAAGAGGUUGAAACGUCUCGGUAGAUUGCCCUAGUUGACUUCCUUAGAUGUAUAAAACAAUAACUAGACAUUUCCGCGUGAUAUCUUAGGAGUGUUUCGGCUGAUUUAUAAGAGAGUCGUAAAGGUCUUCAGAACCAGUGCAAUAGUUGGACCUCGUUCAAGACACAAUGGAUUCUUCGUAUCUGCUAGGAUUCUGUGUGAUGGUUCUGGCAUCGGGCGUUUUCGCUGGCCCUGUAAAUGAUAAACGCGCAGAUGGAAUCUUCCCAGAAGUCUCGACCUGCUCGAGUGACUUCAGUUGUCCUGAUGGGGAGCUCUGUCAUCCGGUCUACAAAGUGUGCUACUCUAUCCAAGCCAAACGCCAAAUCUUCCCUGAAGUCUCAUCCUGCUCGAGUGAUUUCAGCUGUCCUGAGGGGGAACGCUGUCAUCCGGUCUACAAAGUGUGCUUCCCAAGUCAGGAUAAACGAGGGAUUUUCCCAGAAGUCUCGACCUGUUCGAGUGACUUCAGUUGUCCUGAAGGGGAGCGCUGUCAUCCGAUCUACAAAGUGUGCUACUCUAGCCAAGAAAAGCGCGCAGACGGCUUUUUUCCACCCAUUGCGUCCUGUUCAAGUGAUUCUGCAUGUCCUUUGGGGGAACGCUGUCACCCAAUCUUUAAAGUGUGCUACUCCAUUUAGCCCCAGAUUCGUGAAAGAGGAGAUAAGCAGCACUAUGAACCAAACUUUGGUGGCGAUCGUAUAAUAAUUUGUAAAUUGAACACUCGAAUUUUCGCCAGAAUACAAAGUUUCAUUUUUGUAUCAUAAAUUGUCCCAUAAGAACUAACCUUUUUCAUAAAGGACUACGUCGCUUAUAAACAAUCAAAGUGAACAUUGAUAAACGUUACCAUGGUACAGCGCACGGUCGGCCUUAUGCCAGAACAGGGUGUGUCUAAGUAUGUCUAAGUAUGUAUUUGGAGUUAGGACGAGUUGUUCAAAGCAGAAAAUAGAUUUCAAUAAAUUUCUUAGCCAAAA
Nematostella vectensis (starlet sea anemone) is the source of this 1077-nucleotide messenger RNA. RefSeq lists its product as uncharacterized. The coding region runs from base 311 to 808 and encodes 165 amino acids. Lineage: Eukaryota; Metazoa; Cnidaria; Anthozoa; Actiniaria; Edwardsiidae. The transcript has 6 exons. The record is from RefSeq and is a predicted model, not a curated record.